Zootermopsis nevadensis is the source of this 3635-nucleotide messenger RNA. RefSeq names its product Transcription elongation factor subunit Spt5 (gene Spt5). NCBI's taxonomy places the organism in Eukaryota, Metazoa, Arthropoda, Insecta, Blattodea, Termopsidae. Gene Ontology annotation, biological process: transcription elongation by RNA polymerase II; transcription elongation-coupled chromatin remodeling; regulation of transcription by RNA polymerase II. Gene Ontology annotation, cellular component: DSIF complex. The record is from RefSeq and is a predicted model, not a curated record. Gene Ontology annotation, molecular function: mRNA binding; protein binding.
UACGUCACAGACGUGUAGAUGCAUUUGGUACUUGUGAACCGUGGUGGGUAAUGUUUAGUGUGAGUUGUAUGUGGUGAUCGGUCCCAACAUCACUAAAAAUGUCCGAUUCAGAAGGAAGCAAUUUUUCGGACAAUGAAAGCGAACGGGGAAGUAAUCAACAGAGUGAUAGUGAUGUUGAGGAGGUGAGAUCCGAUUUGGCAUCUGGAGAUGAGGACCGGCAGUCUAGAUCUCCAUCAAGGUCCAGUGCAAGAUCUCGUUCUGUGUCCAGAUCAAGAUCUCCAUCUCGGUCACGUUCGCGUUCACCGUCCCAAUCCCGUUCGAGGUCCAGGUCGCAGUCCCGAUCUAGAUCUAGAUCAAGGUCCAAAUCACAGUCUGAAGAGGAUGAUGAACGCAGAUCUGAUGAUCAGCGAGAUGAUGAAGCAGAAGAAGCAAGACCUGGUGAAGAGGAGGAUGAAGAAGUGGAGGAUGAACAGGAACCGGAAGGAGAAGACUUGAAUUCAGAGGAUGAGGAUGAAUAUGAUGAAGAGGAGGAGGAGGAGGAAGACGACCGUCCACGUAAAAAGAAAAAGAAGGACCGUUUUGGUGGAGGGUUUAUCAUAGAUGAAGCCGAAGUGGACGACGAAGUCGAGGAUGAAGACGAGUGGGAGGAAGGUGCCCAGGAAAUCGGAAUAAUCGGGAAUGAGUUUGACGAACACGGGCCAACUGCAAGGGAAAUUGAAGGGCGCCGACGUGGGACCAGUCUCUGGGACUCUCAAAAAGAAGAUGAGAUUGAAGAGUACCUUAGAAAGAAAUAUGCUGAUGAAUCUAUUCCAAUACGGCACUUUGGUGAUGGAGGAGAAGAGAUGUCCGAUGAGAUUACCCAGCAGACCCUGCUCCCUGGAGUGAAAGAUCCAAAUUUAUGGAUGGUGAAGUGCCGCAUCGGAGAGGAAAAAUCAACUGUCAUGCAUAUGAUGAGAAAAUACAUUGCAUACCAAUUCAGCAGCGAACCAUUGCAGAUCAAGUCUGUGAUUGCUCCAGAGGGCGUGAAAGGAUAUAUUUACAUCGAAGCAUACAAACAGCCCCAUGUGAAACAAGCAAUUUCGAAUGUCAGUAAUUUGAGGAUGGGACAAUGGACUCAGCAGAUGGUGCCUGUGAAGGAAAUGACAGAUGUACUUCGUGUAGUGAAAGAACAAACUGGUCUGAAAGUGAAGCAGUGGGUUCGUCUCAAACGGGGCCUGUACAGGGAUGAUAUAGCCCAAGUAGACUAUGUGGAUCUUGCCCAGAACCAGGUCCACUUGAAGCUGCUGCCACGCAUCGAUUACACCCGUUUUAGAGGAGCGUUGCGUAGCACUCAGACUGAGAAUGACUCUGCCAAAAGGAAGAAGAAACGUCGCCCGCCUGCUAAACCUUUUGAUCCCGAGGCCAUCAGAAGUAUUGGUGGAGAUGUAGCUUCAGAUGGAGACUUCCUUAUAUUUGAGGGCAACCGUUACUCAAGAAAGGGCUUCUUAUACAAAAACUUCACCAUGAGCGCGAUCAUAGCAGAUGGAGUGAAGCCUACUUUGUCAGAGUUGGAACGGUUUGAAGAGGCUCCAGAAGGCAUUGAUAUCGAGUUACCGAGUACUGGUGCCGGAGGGAAAGAUGACAUCACAUCCCAUAACUUCUCGGCCGGUGACAAUGUAGAAGUGUGUGAAGGUGAAUUGGUGAACCUUCAUGGAAAGAUAUUGGCCAUUGAUGGCAACGUCAUCACCGUCAUGCCGAGACACGAAGACCUUAAUGAGCCACUAGAAUUCCAAGCCAAUGAGCUGAAGAAGUAUUUUAGACACGGUGAUCACGUGAAAGUACUAGGAGGUCGAUAUGAGGGAGACACAGGUCUGAUCGUUCGAGUAGAAGAAAAUCGUGUCGUGUUGUUUUCUGACUUGACUAUGCAUGAGUUGGAAGUACUUCCAAAGGAUGUUCAACUCUGUUCUGAUAUGGCUACUGGUGUUGAUUCUCAGGGGCAGUUCCAGUGGGGUGAUUGUGUUCAGAUAGAUCCCCAAACUGUGGGUGUGAUCGUUAGACUGGAACGAGAGAACUUUCAUGUUCUUAAUAUGCAAGGCAAAGUGGUAGAGGCGAGACCUCAGGCUCUUCAGAAAAGAAAGGAUUCGAGAUAUGCUGUAGCCUUAGACUCUGAGCAGAAUACCAUACAGAAGAAAGACAUUGUUAAAGUCAUUGAUGGACCUCAUGCGGGUCGUAGUGGAGAGAUCAAACAUUUAUACCGUAAUUUUAAAAACUCUAGAAUGUAUCUCGACAAUGGUGGGAUAUUUGUAUGCAAGACGAAGCAUCUUCAAUUGGCUGGAGGUGCUAAGGUUACCAUGUCACCUGGUGGGGGUGGUUUUGGGGGAUUUAUGUCACCCCGUAUUACUUCUCCCCUGCAUCCCUCGGGAGCAGGGCACGGUGGUGGGGGAGGAGGACGAGGGCGUGGUCGUGGUGGCGCAGGUGUGAGACGAGACAGAGAAUUGAUUGGUCAGACUAUCAAAAUCACUGGUGGUCCUUACAAAGGAAAUGUAGGUAUUGUGAAAGAUGCAACUGAGUCGACAGCUCGAGUUGAAUUACAUUCUACUUGUCAGACGAUAUCUGUGGAUCGAUCUCACAUUGCAAGUGUUGGGGUACCUACAAAGGAGGGAUCCUUUAGCUCAUAUAGUCGCACGCCAGCAUAUGGUGGUGGGAGUCAGACACCUAUGUACAGGGAAGGAAGCAAGACACCGAUGCAUGGUUCACAGACUCCCAUGUAUGAUGCUGGAUCACGAACUCCACAUUAUGGGAGCAUGACGCCAUCACACGACGGCUCACGUACGCCUGGGCAGUCAGGAGCCUGGGAUCCAAGUAUUACCAACACACCUGCAAGGAACAACGAUUUUGAUGGAUAUUCUUUGGAUGAUGCAUCACCCUCACCUAACUAUAAUCCUAGCACUCCAGGUUACCAGGCAGGAGGACCGUACACGCCGCAGACACCGGGUACAAUGUAUGGAUCUGACCAGUCUUUUUCGCCUUAUCAGCCAUCACCAUCUCCCACUGUGUACAAUGGAACGCCAACUGGAUAUGUUGCAACACCCAGUCCAUCUGGAUACACACCAUCUCCGACGAGCGCUGCCCCAUACGGUACGCCAUCCCCUCUUGGCUACAGCCCUAUGACGCCUGGAGCAGCUCCAUCUCCAUAUAACCCUCACAUUCCUGGUUCGGGGCAUGACCAGCAGGCAACAUUACAGCAAGAGUGGCAAACAACUGACAUAGAAGUGCGCAUCAGGGACACACAUGACGAUGCUGGAUUAAGUGGACAGACGGGAGUAAUCAGAGGAAUCUCUGGUGGAAUGUGCUCAGUGUUCUUGCCAGAUGAAGAUCGAGUAGUGAACAUUGUUUCUGAACAUUUGGAGCCAAUUGUACCACAGCGUUCUGAUCAAGUGAAAGUAAUAUUAGGAGAAGAGCGGGAGGCUGUGGGGCAGCUCCUGUCCAUUGAUAACCAGGACGGAGUUGUGAAACUUACGUCAGGCGAAGUGAAGAUGCUCCAGUUGCGGUUCCUGUGUCGAAUGAAGAAACUGUGAUGAAACCACCUGACAUGUUCAAUAUCUGUAAAUUGCGUAUCUUACAUAUAUGUGAACAAUAAAGUCAUAUUCAUAAUA